GCAACAAACGGCGGCCUUAUCUCUUCGCAAGCCCCCUCGAAAUCCACUGGAAUCCGUUGCAUUCCUCCACAAAUUACCCUGUGGAUAAGAAAUCUCUGGCGCUAGAGCUCCUUACAUGUCGUGCUGAAGUACUUAUUGCAACGUUGGCAGAAGUCACCUUUCUGCUGUAGUCAGUUGCAGAAAUGGCUACGAUUGCUCUCCAACGACCAAUCCCCCCAGCUCGGUCGACUUCACCUCAUCCUUUGACACCGACACUCAGUCUUGAUAGCAUCAAUACGUCUGCAGCAUGUCCAGUUCCUAUACCAAACAAACACCUACCCAUCUGUCCACCUGGACCUGCUCCCGCUGAAAAGCCUGAUACCCCUCCUCAGUCUCCGCCCACAAAAGAACUCACUCUACAGUCACGCUCACUGCUGUAUCCCCCAGAUAAAUACAAACAAAAGUCAUUGGGUGCUACAACAAUCUAUGAGAUAAAUGCAGAUGGAGUCGCAGCGGCGUUAGACCAUAUUGCAGGGCAGCCUCUCCCAGAUCCGUCUCAAGUCUUCCCUUGGUUUCAUGGUCUACAUCCUAGCAAUCAUAUCCAGCAAGCAUUUUUCAUUGCGAGACGGCGAAAUCUAAGGAAAACGCCAAAAUGUUUGCGUGGCAUUACCGUAGUCAAGGCGGGAGGUGAUUUGAGUUGUUCGAGGCUGAAGGGUGCCAUUGCUCCUGAAGAGUUUCUGCAACAGGCUGUCACUGGAUCAACAUUUCGAGAAAUUGAUCCAAAAGAAGGAUUCUCUGUGAGGAACUUUCAGAUACAAGCUGCCAAGUCCGCAAUGGUUUCGGAUAUCUUGGUCUAUGGAGAUGACAAGAUUGAGGCUGAGAAGCUGGCAAACGACAUUGCUGUGGCCCAACAAGCAUUGCGAGAAGCCCACGAGGAGAAAGGACACGAACUUUGUCGGUAUAACACCUUUGUUUGCACGAGCGAAUUCCAGGAGUUCGAAGAACGGUAUCCUGAUCUCGUUGCUACCGAUUCACGAGGGCAGAUGACGGGAAAGGUCAUGGACUUCUUCCACCAAGAAAGAAUUGAAAUGUGUACAAUGACGAAAGCAUCUGAGAUCCAUCACAAUAUCUGGAUGGGCCCAACGCCAGAUCCAUCGAUAGAUCCGGACUUACUUACUAGUGAUGAACGAUAUGAUAUCUUCAUCGAGUGUAAUGAUCUCGGACGACUCAACUACACUGCAUUGCAAGCUAUAGCUGAAGGCUCGGUAUCAGAUCAACCUGCUUAUCUUGAAUUCCCUUCUUCUGGCAGCAUCAUGCCACCUACUUGGUCCCAAAUCGAGGCAGAUGGCAUAUUAGAAACAUGCAAAUGGUUAUAUAACCUUUCACAUGGCAUUCUUCCUGCAGAUGAAACAGCUCAGGAGAACGACGCUGAAGGAGAUUCCCCAAUGCCGUUUUCUUCACCAGAGCCGACCAAGAUUCGGAAGAGGAAGAUCUUGAUUCACUGUACAGACGGGUAUACGGAAUCCACCUUACUGGGACUCUCAUACUACACCUACGCAACAGGAUUACCCGUCCCAUCUGCAUGGCUCGACCUCCACAUUUCAAAACGCCGCAAUUUCUUCGCCUAUCCUUCUGAUGUAGCCUUACUCACAUCGAUCGCUCCUCGGCUUCUCUCCGAAUCACCUGUUCAUACCGAAAAAUCGCUUUCCGAUAUCACAGAAAUGGUCAAGGAAGAGCCCGAAUGGAUCAGAAACAUGGACGGAUCUCUACCAAGCAGAGUCACCGAUUACAUGUAUCUUGGCAAUUUAGGACAUGCAAACAAUCCCGACCUUUUACGGCAAAUGGGAAUAAGACAGAUUCUGAGCGUUGGAGAAACUGCAUCUUGGAGAGACGGUGAACUAGAGACUUGGGGCAAAGAAAAUGUCAUGGUUGUUCAACGCGUGCAGGAUAACGGCGUCGAUCCGUUAACAGAUGAAUUCGAGCGAUGCUUAGAGUUCAUAGAUCAAGGGAAAGCUAAAGGUACGGCAACGCUUGUUCACUGCCGAGUUGGCGUCUCGAGAUCGGCAACGAUCUGCAUUGCAGAAGUAAUGCGCACUAUGGGCCUAUCGUUUCCUCGUGCUUACUGCUUUGUACGCGCACGACGACUGAAUGUAAUCAUCCAACCACAUCUUAGAUUCUCGUACGAGCUCUUGAAAUGGGAGGAAAAGCUUCGGCAAGAAACUCAUGGGGACGGAUUCCGAAGGGAAUUGGAAUGGCCAGAAAUCGCCCGGGAAGUGGCUGCUAUGAAUAAACCUUAUGCAAGGUGAUCUUCACAAUCUUCAAUCUUCGACUUAUCUUAUUUAUUUGGGGGAAUGUUCUUUUCACGAUUCACGAGUUACGAUUAUCUUAUACCACAUUCGUUCAGCGAUGCUACCGGCGUAGG
Molecule: messenger RNA, 2401 nt
Organism: Mollisia scopiformis
Lineage: Eukaryota; Fungi; Ascomycota; Leotiomycetes; Helotiales; Mollisiaceae
Exons: 3
Coding region: 183-2285 (700 amino acids)
Biological process (GO): protein dephosphorylation; nuclear DNA replication
Molecular function (GO): protein tyrosine/serine/threonine phosphatase activity
Source: RefSeq, a predicted model, not a curated record